This is a messenger RNA of Cuscuta campestris, 1501 nucleotides long. The record is from the annotation of a GenBank genome assembly. NCBI's taxonomy places the organism in Eukaryota, Viridiplantae, Streptophyta, Magnoliopsida, Solanales, Convolvulaceae.
GUUAUAAAUCCCUCAUAAUUUUAAGUCUGUGCCACCCCGACGCCCCGUCACUCGUCAAACCCAAUUUAGAUCGGUAACGGACUCACCCAAGUGAGACGCCCGGUUUACGUUGGUUAGGCGCGAAACCCGUAACUAGGGUACUGACUCGCCCCGGGUUAGUCUUAACUAAGUCUUGGUCAUAAGGAUGAGAGACUUAGGGCACUGCGGUAGGAUCAAUAAAUAAAAUCAGAUCAUCCAACCAGAGUUGUAAAUUGUUACAAUUGGAAUUUAUUCCUACCAGAAAUAAUUUAACUGUAGGGCAAGAUGCAAAGCACAACUAUAGUUAAAUGAAAUAUGGAUCUGGCCCAAUUAAGAAUUUUAUUUAAAAGAAUCCACCGAACCAAGAGUUGUAAUAACGAUUGCAAUUGGAAUGAAUUCCUACCUAAAUAAUUUAACUGUAGGGCAAGAUGCAAAGCACAACUAUAGUUAAAUAAAACAUGGAUCUUGGCCCGCUAGGAUGGCAAACAACAACACAAACAGCCUCGCCUUGCGUUCCAUUCUGGAUAAAGAUAAAUUGAACGGAACAAACUUUGUUGACUGGCAACGCAAUCUCUGCAUUGUUCUCCGCAUGGAUGAGAAAGAGUAUGUGCUCGAAAAGCCCAUUCCUCCUACCCCUCCCGCUAACGCCCCGAAAGCGGUCAAAGAUGCCUACGAGAAACAUGUUAAGGAUGACAACCAGGUUAGCUGUGUCAUGCUGGCUACCAUGAUAACCGAGCUGCAAAAACAGUACGAGGACAUGAAGGCCCACGAGAUGAUCGUGGCCUUGCGGCAGCUAUACCAGGGGCAAUCCAGGCAUGAACGUUUUCUCGUGAGUAAGGCUCUCUUUAGUUGCAAGCUCUCUUUAGGAAACCCGGUCGGUCCGCACGUUCUCAAAAUGAUUGGUUACAUAACCAAUCUGGAGAAACUUGGGUUCUCCUUGCAGAAGGAGCUGGCAACGGACCUGAUCCUGCAGUCGCUCCCUGAGCUGUAUAAGGGUUUUGUCAUGAACUACAUGAUGCAUGAUCUUGACAAACCCCUUCCGGAGCUUCUUAAAAUGCUCCAGGCUGCAGAGGAGAACCUUACUAAGGGCAAGGGUGCUUCCGUCCUUAUGGUCCAAGGCGGAAAGGGGAAGCCAAAGAAGGGGAUUUAGAUUAAGGCUAGGACGGUCGGAAAGCCUAAAUCGAAGUCCACUUCAUCUGCAACCCAGAUACCCAUAGGAGGAGUUGCAAAGGGCAAAUGUCAUCACUGUGGGACUGAAACAGAGUAGACGGUUAGCUCGAGGCGAGAUUGAACUCUGAGUCGGCAAUGGUGCACCUGUUGCAGCUUUGGCAAUCGGAACUUAUAGUUUAGUCUUGCCUAGUGGUCUAAUGUUGGAAUUAAACGAUUGCUUGUACGUUCCUGCAAUUAGCAGAAACAUUAUUUCUGUUUCAUGAUUUCUUGAUAAGAAUGGUUUCAUCAUUUCUAUUAAAGACAAGUCCCUUUC